AUGAACCAAGAACGUGAUAAGUUGAGAAUUCAGCAAAAUUUAGCUCAAUUUUCUGUCCAUGAUGGUAUAAGUUACGAACCAGUUCAGCUUCGAAGUUCUAGGAAUGGGAAUUCAUGUUACGAGUCAUCUGAAUUAUGUUCAGAAAUGCUUAGUUUUUCGGCAAAUUCGCAAGCUUUACUGGGGCAUAAAGAUGAAGUAAUGGUACAGGAAUCUAAUAGACGGGUUGUUGAGGCUUCUCUUGGUAAUUUUUCACGCCCAAUGUCCUCUACCUUCAAUCCUUCAGCCACAGUAAGUUGUGAUCCACAAUGUUUUAGUACUUGGAAAAACGUUGGUUCACAAUCAGGCAGUGAUUGGAUGGCCGAUCCGUGCCCAAUGUUAGUUGGAACUCUCUCUGGUCCGUUGAAAAUGAUCCACAAUGGUUAUCUAGAAUCAAAUUCUUCGUUGAUCAAUCCUUUGGCUGAUGUUUCGACCCAAAAUGGCCAAAAACCUUAUGGGAAUCUGCAUUGUAAUUCUUCAUUUUACCAAAAUUCACUAGAUGAUGUUGCUCCAGCCAAUAGUCAAAUCACUGGCCUAAAAUUGGCUUCCUUUAGGCAAAAUAAUGACGAAGAAACUAGCCAAGGUCUGUGGGCAGUUGGUGGGGGUGAACUACUACUACUUCCGGGCUACGCUGAUCAAUUGCGCCUUAAAAGUGGAGUGGAGUGGUAUGGUGGAUUGGAAUAUGGAGAAAAUAAGAAUAUAGAUAGAGACCACACUAUAACUGCUAAUGAUAAUUCCAAUUCUCAGGCCCUCUCUUUGUCACUUUCAUCAGUACCAUCACCUAAAGUACACGUAGAGCAGACUGUUGAAAGAGACAUUUCUGCAGAUUUGCACUCCAGAAAUGUUAGUAACAACCCAAAUUCAGAGGCCUUGAAUUCUGCAUAUUUUUCUUCCAAUCCAAAAUUUUCAUUUGAUAGUAAAAUUUCUGAGAGUUUUCCGCAACAAAUGUUGGGAAAUUCGAGUUUUGCCCAUCGAUAUCCUGGCCCACUUGGUCCCUUUACUGGUUAUGCAACUAUUCUCAAAAGUUCAAAAUUUUUGAAGCCAGCACAACAGCUGAUGGAUGAACUUUGCAAUGGUGUCAGUGCUAAGCACAUUGAAAUGCACGAGGCUUCUCCUGACAAAACUCUUAAAGAAGUUGGGGCUUCUGGUGAUAGUGUCUGUGCUCUUGGAACGGUACUAACAGCAAUACCUGGUGAUUCUGACGGAUCGUCCUUUACAUUUCAUUGUUCAAAUGGGAAGAGCCAGGAGCCUGAAGGUAUGAGCAGCAAAAUAGAUUCUCACUGGCCUGAAUAUUUACAGAAGAAGGCUAAACUGUUAUACAUGAAGGAUGAGGUUUGCAGAAGGUAUAAACAGUAUCAUCAGCAGAUGCAAAUGGUAGUUUCAUCCUUUGAACCAGUCUCAGGUCUUGCUGCAGCUACUCCAUAUAUCUCUUUAGGUCUAAAGACAGUCUCCAGACACUUCCGUUGUCUAAAAAAUGCAAUAGCCGACCAACUCAGAAGCAUAAGUAAUGCCUUGGGAGAAGAUUUGUCGUCCCCCACUGUGGGCACAAGCAGUAGUAAAGGUGAUACUAGUGGUUCAAGGUUAAAGUUCGUGGAUAAAAGCUUUCAAAAGCAGAAAGGUGGGUGCUAUACAGGCUUUCUUGAUCCCCAACAACACGUCUGGAGGCCCCAGAGAGGCCUACCAGAACGUGCAGUGUCUGUUCUUAAAGCUUGGCUUUUUGACCAUUUCCUUCAUCCAUAUCCUACAGACACUGAUAAGCAUAUGCUGGCUACUCAAACCGGCUUAACCAGAAACCAGGUUUCUAACUGGUUUAUCAAUGCUCGGGUCCGUGUAUGGAAACCCAUGGUUGAAGAAAUACACAUGCUAGAAACCAAAGGAAUGACAGAAACCGAAUCAAAUGCUUCAAAAACUGAUGGGAAAUCCCAAACUGAAGGUUCUGCUCAGUUGAAUGGCAUCCCAUCUUUCAAUACACGUGGCAUAACUGCAGAUUCUCAUAAGCAAAUGGAUUGCUCAAGAAUUAGCCCAUCAGAGUGCCAAGGGGAUGGGCCGAGUGCAGAAUUAUGGACUCAGGAGAAGCGUUCAAGAGUGGAGUAUCAUAUUCCUGGUAGCAUGGAUGGAUCAUUCAUGGGUUUUGUGCCUUACCACCAGGGUGGACUGGAAAUUGGAGGUCUAGGUGCUGUGUCUCUAACUUUGGGUCUCAGGCAAAGCGCGGAGAGUGCCCAACAACUGCAGCCAGAAAAUCAUCUGAGACAGCAAAUUGGGGGCCAGAUCAUUCAUGAUUUUGUAGGUUGA
Fraxinus pennsylvanica is the source of this 2328-nucleotide messenger RNA. The record is from the annotation of a GenBank genome assembly. Lineage: Eukaryota; Viridiplantae; Streptophyta; Magnoliopsida; Lamiales; Oleaceae.